Messenger RNA from Trichechus manatus latirostris (Florida manatee), 789 nucleotides. RefSeq names its product transmembrane protein 208 (gene TMEM208). Bases 128 to 649 code for a protein of 173 amino acids. Gene Ontology annotation, biological process: vacuolar protein processing. The record is from RefSeq and is a predicted model, not a curated record. The transcript is spliced from 6 exons. NCBI's taxonomy places the organism in Eukaryota, Metazoa, Chordata, Mammalia, Sirenia, Trichechidae. Gene Ontology annotation, cellular component: intracellular membrane-bounded organelle.
CACUUCCGUCUCAUCUGCUGACGACUUUGGUGCGCACCGGAAGUGCCUGUACAGCCGAUGUGGUGCUGCUUGACUGCGGUUUUGAUCGCUGUCUCUUGUUCCCUCGGCUGGGUAUUUGCGUCGCACCAUGGCGCCCAAAGGCAAAGUGGGCACGAGAGGGAAGAAACAGAUAUUUGAAGAAAAUAGAGAGACCCUGAAGUUCUACCUGCGGAUCAUACUGGGGGCCAAUGCCAUUUACUGCCUUGUGACCUUGGUCUUCUUCUACUCAUCUGCUUCAUUUUGGGCCUGGAUGGCUCUGGGCUUUAGUCUGGCAGUAUAUGGGGCCAGCUACCACUCCAUGAGCUCGAUGGCGCGGGCAGCCUUCUCUGAGGAUGGGGCCCUAAUGGAUGGUGGCAUGGACCUCAACAUGGAGCAGGGCAUGGCAGAACACCUUAAGGAUGUGAUCCUACUGACAGCCAUCGUGCAAGUGCUCAGCUGCUUCUCCCUCUACAUCUGGUCCUUCUGGCUUCUGGCUCCAGGCCGAGCCCUUUAUCUCCUGUGGGUGAAUGUGCUAGGCCCUUGGUUCACGGCAGACAGUGGCACCCCAGCACCAGAGCACAAUGAGAAACGGCAGCGCCGACAGGAGCGGCGGCAGAUGAAGCGGUUAUAGCCAUUGGCAUUGUGGCCACAGGCUGCUGGACCUUGGGCAGCUCUAUUAGGCUGCCUGGCCCCCAAUGCCAGGAGCAGUGAGGGCCUUGUCCAGGCGCCAGAGUGUUCUGGGGUAUAGGAUUGUUGAAUAAAUGGCUUAGA